GCUGGUCCGACUUGAUUUACCUUCCCCCGCGAAGCAAGAGAUCGAAGGAGGAGCGGGAUGAGCCUCGGGAGCCGUUUCCAACGCUGUUGAUUCCCUAAGAGAGAGAAAAGGGGAGGAAGCCAAUAGUUGAUCUGCCUAGAGAGCAAUUUUCCAGACAAAAUCAAGGCAAGAAAUCACAAGAUGGAAAUUCCAGCAAGCAAAGAUUGCCCUUCGCAGAGCAACAGAGAUUCUGAUGGGUCUUGCCGAGCGUCUUCUGGCGAUGCAGCCUCAGAUAUGUGCAGCUUCGGGACGGUUGGCAGCUCCCCUAGGGGUCACACAUAUUGGGGGGAAGAAAUGUCAGGAGUCCCAAAUUCACACAACUAUUCCCUGAGCAGGAAAGGAACAUUUCAAUCGCCUUCACGCAGGGAGGAGGACUCUUGGCACCCAGGCCAAAAUUCUUCGGUGGACAAAUACAGGUCCAAAAUGGGGCCGUCUCUCUCCUGGUGCUUGGGUGAAUUAAAGACAGAAAACCUAACCCCAACUAAUGGGAGCAAGGCUGCCCAAGAUUUUAACCAAGGCUCUGAAAAACCGGGGGACUUGAAUGCUGAAAGUGGCACCCCUAACGGAGAGGAGACCUCCAACGGCAAACGGUCACCUUCUUACAAUAAUGGGAAUUUUAAGUCCUCUGGUUCAAACGUGGUCCUUGAUAGUCCCAUGGAAGAGGAGGACUCUGCUCUGCUUGCCAUGUUCCACACCGUGGCUAACAGCCGCUUAGCGGUCCAGAGCCAACAGAAGGACGAACCAGAUUUUACACCAGCCCAGAAACUGGGCAUUUUACGGAAUUUAUACCACACCAAGCCUCUGGUCUUCCUGGAGCGCUUCCGAACGGUCCUGCGCGAAGAACAUUUACCCUGUUUCCACCAUCUCUCUGGCAAUUAUGAGGCAGAUUUUUACUGCGCCGAGAUCCGCAAAGCAAAUCUGGGCAAAACCCUGCACACGAGGGUGAAGAACAAGCGCUACGCAGCUUUGCAACAACUCAUCAGAGGUGGAGAAUAUUUCAGCGAUGAGCAAAUGAGGGGCCGGGACCCCCUCCUGUAUGAGCAGUACAUUGGACAGUAUCUGAGCGAUGAGGAGCUGCAGGAACUGGGCCACUGUAAACUGGAGGCUUCCUGCUCCCUCUCGGGCAUCCUCCUCGAUUCCUAUCAGGAGAAGGUCAUCCAGCAGCGGCUGCUGAUCCAGCAGGAGCAGGAAGAGGCCUGCCAAGAAGAGGAGGAGGAAGACAGUGACCAGGACAGCCAAGACCAGGAUUUCAACCCUGAUGCCGACGAAUGGGUCCCCGAUGUGGAGGAGAAGGCUUUCCUGCGGGAAGAGUUCACGAGCCGUAUGUACCAGCACUUCCUGGAGGGCAAGGAUAUGGACUUCGACUACAGUGAAGUCGACGAGAAUCCAGAGUUUGAUAACCUCGACAUUGUCUCGAGAGACGAGGAAGAGCGUUACUUCGACGGCGAGGAGCCCGAAGCCGCCGACGGUAUGGAAACAGCCGAGACGGAACGAAGACCUUAAUUCCUGGGAUGAAGGUGAAGGCCCCGGGGCACCGCUGUUGACCGAGCAGGGAAGCGUACAUGGGUGGGAUCCCACUCGUGUUCUCAUUCCCCUUCCCUGAAUCGGAUGGAAAAAAAAUCAGCUUUUCACAUUCACAGCGAAGGUGUGAAAUCUUCAGAACCGGUUGACGAGGGCAGUUUGGAAGACACACACCCCCCCACACACACACAUUUCAUAGCCGGUGGGGAAAUUAGCACCUUGCUUCCUGAAUUCUUCAGAGUCCCCAGUAGGAAAAAAGAUGGCGGAGAACGGAGAGCUCUCAGAAAACCGGUGUGUGUUUGACGUGACCCAGAACAUCUCAUCCCUUUGUGGAGAUGCCAGCAUGUUGCUUUCCUGUGUCUGCCUUUUCCCCUUGAUUUGUAAAUCGGUAUUUGGGUGGUCUUACCCAACGAAUGUACUCCCACUCGCUGGCCCCCACCCUUUAGCCUCUGCCUCCAAGCGAUUUGCCUCCUUGCAGCAAACCGCAAAAUAGCCUGUUUCAACACAGCCUGAUUAGCGCAAGCAGCAGAUUGUCGGUUGGAUCGGCCUCCCAACCAUCAGCUGUUUUGGCCUCUGCGCGCCCCGUUUUUGACCGCCACGUGCCCCUUUUUCCACCCAUUCUGAUCCCCGCUGUCCCAGAACGGGCGGAAAACGGGGUGCACGGAGGCCGAAAAUGGGGCGCGUGGAGGCGGCAAUAGGCUAUGGCAAUCCCUGCAGCCUGAAAUAGCUGGUGUGGGAAGGCCACAAUCAGCUGCUUGUGCUAACAGGCUGUGCUGUAACUGAAACGGGCUGUUUGCUGCAAGGAGGCAAAUUGCUGGGAGGCAGAAGCAGAAUUUUUUCCCUUGUUUUCCUCCCCGAAAGCUCGGUGCGUCUUAUACUUCGGAGCCUCUUAUACUUUGAAAAAUACGGUAAUCAGUCCCCGUUAGAGACAGAUGCUGGCUCUCGCCCCAAAUCAACAUCCCACCGUCCCCUCCGGUGUUCUGCAUAUUCAAUGGCGAAUUGGGUGCAUUCUCCAGCACUCAGAGGCAAACAAUAAAACCGUUAAAUACG
Molecule: messenger RNA, 2610 nt
Organism: Thamnophis elegans (Western terrestrial garter snake)
Lineage: Eukaryota; Metazoa; Chordata; Lepidosauria; Squamata; Natricidae
Gene: CCDC97
Product: coiled-coil domain containing 97
Exons: 5
Coding region: 181-1542 (453 amino acids)
Source: RefSeq, a predicted model, not a curated record